CCACUGAACCGGCCGAGAUAGCUGACGGUCAAAAGUCAAAUCUUAUAAUCUAAAAUACAAGAGCUUAAGGGUGAUUUAAGUUUCAAUAUUUUGUAUUUGGUUCACGAAGUUCCCAUCUGUCUCCCAUUAUUAGCUGUUUACCCUUUUAUUAUUCCAACAACCUUGAAAGAGAAUAAUACAUCUCCCUUGGAGCAAACUCCCAAACUAUGCUUUUCACGUGCAAAAAACUGUAGAUCAUAUUCCCAUCAUCACCACCUUUAUAAGGACCCCCCAGGUAUCUCGUAUUUUGCAUAUAUUAUUUCAUUCCUACACUUUUAACACUUUCUUUGUUUAUCUGUUCGUAUCAUAUAUUAUUUGAAAAAAGUUUCAUUUUUAUAAUUAGCAAGGCCAAUGGCUCUCGAGGGUGCGAUUUCCCAAUGCAGCUAUAAUGGGAAAGAAGCAUAUUCCAACAUUUACACAGAUAAUGAACCACCGUUUUCUGAUCUCCAAGCCGCUCUUUGUUUCCUCGACAAUCAAACCGAUAACUACGACUCUACUUUUCUCCAAGAAGGCUACUAUGGGAAUACUACUACAUUCCUUCAUCAACCACCUAAUGAAAUUGUAAUUAAUGAAGAGAAACCUGCGGCGAACUGCGAUAUCAGUUUCCACGGAGAUAUGGGGAAGAAUCAGGUAACGCGCAGAACAAGGGCGAAGAAAAACAAAGAAGAAAUUAGUAAUCAACGUAUGACUCACAUUGCAGUGGAGCGCAACAGGAGAAGACAGAUGAAUGAGUAUCUCUCUGUUCUCCGCUCUCUCAUGCCUGAGUCAUAUGUUCAAAGGUGUGACCAAGCAUCAACAGUAGGAGGCGCAAUAAACUUCAUCAGAGAACUCGAACACCGUCUUCACCUUCAAAACCUCAGUUGCGAGACAAAUGAAACCUCUCUAUCAGGAAGCUGUAUGUCAUCGGCGACACCUUUCUCCGACACCUUCAAGCUUCCCCAGUUCUCAAUGGGUUCAUCUUCUGUCAGCGAUAACAUGGUUCUCGAGGUUAACGCAUUGGCUGAUAUCGAAGUAAGCCUCGUCGAGAGCCACGCAACUCUUAAGAUAAGGUCAAGAAGAAGACCAAAGGUUCUUCUCAACAUGGUCUCUGGCUUACAGAACUUAGGGUUUAUCAUUUUACACCUGAAUGUCUCCACCGUUUCUGACUUUGUCCUCUACUGUUUCUCCACUAAGUUGGAAGAUUGUUGUAAGCUUUCCUCCGUCGCUGAUAUAUCUACUGCAGUGUAUGAAAUGCUCAAGAUGCAUCACGAUUCAUGAUGAUGCUCAGCAUUACCCCUAAAGUAGAUCUAUUUGCAGUGUAAAUGCUAGUAACGACUAGCUGAUCUGGGAUCAUUUGAUACGAGUUUAUAUAAUUGAAACUGUAUGCUUGGCCUGUCAAGUUAUUUUAGUAUAUUGUUACAUUAAUAAAUGCUUCUAUCAAGUAAACUUUCCAAACU
Messenger RNA from Brassica napus (rape), 1475 nucleotides. RefSeq names its product transcription factor bHLH96. Gene Ontology annotation, molecular function: protein dimerization activity; DNA-binding transcription factor activity, RNA polymerase II-specific; RNA polymerase II cis-regulatory region sequence-specific DNA binding. Lineage: Eukaryota; Viridiplantae; Streptophyta; Magnoliopsida; Brassicales; Brassicaceae. The record is from RefSeq and is a predicted model, not a curated record. Bases 391 to 1296 code for a protein of 301 amino acids. The transcript is spliced from 3 exons. Gene Ontology annotation, biological process: regulation of transcription by RNA polymerase II.